Messenger RNA from Gadus chalcogrammus (walleye pollock), 692 nucleotides. RefSeq names its product peptidyl-prolyl cis-trans isomerase C-like. The transcript is spliced from 6 exons. Gene Ontology annotation, molecular function: peptidyl-prolyl cis-trans isomerase activity. The record is from RefSeq and is a predicted model, not a curated record. Gene Ontology annotation, cellular component: intracellular membrane-bounded organelle. Bases 183 to 692 code for a protein of 169 amino acids. Gene Ontology annotation, biological process: protein folding; protein peptidyl-prolyl isomerization. Lineage: Eukaryota; Metazoa; Chordata; Actinopteri; Gadiformes; Gadidae.
AUCUGCGAGGGUUAGGGUUAGAGGUUAGGGUUUAGGGUUAGAGCUCUUUUGUGACGCUCACAGCGAGGGUAGAGUUUUAAAGCGUCCAGUUUAGCUGGAUGCAACCCGGCCAAUGACAGAAAGAGUAGGGCGGGUCUUGGCGUGGCCAUAGUAGGAGACGCUUCCCGAUGUGAGAUGCUGUGAUGGAGGUCGGAGCGGUGGUGUGUGCGGCGCUGGUACUGUGGACCACCGCUCAGAGCCACACGGGACCGAGGGUCACCGAGAAGGUGUUUUUUGACGUCACAGUAGCGGGUCACGAGGUGGGGAGGAUUGUCAUUGGUCUGUUCGGCGAAGUCGUCCCACUCACCGUCAACAACUUUGUUGCCCUAGCAACCGGAGAGAGCGGGUUUGGCUACAGGGGCAGUAAGUUCCACCGGGUCAUCAAGGACUUCAUGAUCCAGGGAGGAGACUUCACCGCCGGGGACGGGAGUGGAGGACGCAGUAUCUACGGAACGACGUUCCCCGAUGAGAACUUCAGACUGAAACAUCUGGGAGCUGGCUGGGUGAGCAUGGCUAACGCUGGUCCGGACUCCGGCGGCUCCCAGUUCUUCAUCCUGGCGACCCGAGCGCCCUGGCUGGACGGGAAACACGUGGUGUUUGGGAAGGUCCUGGAUGGCAUGCGGAUAAAUGACCCUAAGAAUGUGUCGGCCUGA